GUCCUGGCGGAGCCUGCAGGCGCCUGCGCAGCCGGUGCUGGGAUCCUAAGAUGUUCAGCCGCUGCCUCAGGAUCGUCGUCCUGGUCCUGGGCUUCGGAAAGGAAAAGCAGUGGCCGAAUUGGCAUGUCUGUUUUGAGUUGAAGUACCGUGCCACAGGUUUGAGACCCGUCCUCCACCCCUUCCCGAAUAGGUUUAUAUGUUUGUAAAAUCAACACUUUCAGGACUCAUUCCUUUGUAUGGGAUUUGCACGCUCAGCUCACUAUAAUUUCCUGAAGUACAGAGAAUUCAGGCCAGGAAGUAACUGGGGGGAGGGGGGAGCUCUCCGCUUUCUCCCAGAGCACACUCACUGUCAAGCCAUAGGAUUGCAUUACAUCACCUGCCCAUGUACCUUCCCUAUUCGGUGUGUAAACGCUCCUGUGCUUCCUUAACAAAAUGUAAGUCUGACUUCCUUAAAAUGAACUAUCUGUAAAACAGCCCAAUCCCCAUGUCUGGCCUGUAUCAAAAGUCUAGGGCCCUCCUCAUACAACAUUUUCUAUAUAAAGCUAAACAUUUGCUCUAACACUGGGGCACGGUGCUGUGGAGUCCCGGGACAGCUCUGGCUUUCAAAGUAGCCGCUUUGCUGUGUCCAUCAAGGCCUGGCACCACGAGAGGCGAGCCCCACUUGGGCGUGGCAUGUGAUGGACGGGUGCGCCGGCUAAGUCUCCAGGACGCCCCAGCUAUCGCCAUGGAGUCGGGGGUGAGCCUGCCCAGAGAGCCCUGGUUUACCGACUCUCGGGGCCCAGCAGCGCCCGCUGGAGGCGGCAGGAGCGCACAGCCGCGGGCCCGCGGCUCGCCCCGCCCCCGGCCGGCCCCGCCCCCAGGAGCCUCCCCAUCCGGCGCGGACCGGCGGAUCCCAGCCGGGGAGCCAUGGCGCUGUGCGAGCGGGCGGUCAGCGGGAGCGCUCUCAUCUGGCCUCGCGUGUUGCUCUUCGGGGACUCCAUCACGCAGUUUUCUUUCCAGCAGGGUGGAUGGGGCGCAUUGCUGGCUGACCGACUUGUCAGGGUACAAUACCAGAUGGGCCAAGAUUAUCCUCCCAAGAUUAAUUAGGAAAGGGAGCGGAAUGGAAAACCCUGUGGUGGUUACGAUUUUCUUCGGUGCCAAUGACUGUUCACUCAAAGAUGAGAACCCCAAGCAGCAUGUCCCCUUGGAUGAGUACAGCGCUAACUUGAGAGACAUGGUGCAGUACUUGAGGUCUGUGGACAUCCCCGGGGAGCGGAUCAUUCUCAUCACCCCGCCCCCGCUGUACGAAGCCGCCUGGGAGAAGGAGUGUACCCUGAAAGGUUGCAAAUUAAAUCGCCUGCACUCAGUUGCCGGUGAAUAUGCGAAUGCAUGUCUAACAGUAGCCAGAGACUGUGGGACUGAUGUCCUUGACCUGUGGACCCUGAUGCAGAAGGACAAGCAGGACUUCUCAUCUUAUUUAUCAGAUGGCCUGCAUCUGUCACCAAUGGGAAACGAGUUUCUGUUCUCAAACCUCUGGCCACUGCUGGUCAAGAAGGUCUCCUCUCUGCCAUGGUUGCUUCCUUACUGGAAGGAUGUAGAGGAAGCAAAGCCUGAGCUGAGUCUGCUGGGAGACGGAGACCAUUAGUCAGCUGGGAAACCCUCCCAGGAAGGCUGGGUCACGUCGUUCAUGGUGCCUUUCACCUGCUUAGUAAUUCACAAACAUCCCAAGAAUAACUGUUCAUGUACAUAACCUCAGGUUGGUAAUUCAGUUGAUUAAACAUUUUUUCAAGAUUGA
This is a messenger RNA of Onychomys torridus (southern grasshopper mouse), 1774 nucleotides long. It is a transcript of the gene Iah1, whose product is annotated as isoamyl acetate hydrolyzing esterase 1 (putative). Gene Ontology annotation, molecular function: hydrolase activity, acting on ester bonds. The transcript is spliced from 6 exons. The record is from RefSeq and is a predicted model, not a curated record. The coding region runs from base 725 to 1624 and encodes 299 amino acids. Lineage: Eukaryota; Metazoa; Chordata; Mammalia; Rodentia; Cricetidae.